Messenger RNA from Culex pipiens pallens (northern house mosquito), 1545 nucleotides. It is a transcript of the gene CaBP1, whose product is annotated as protein disulfide-isomerase A6 homolog. Gene Ontology annotation, cellular component: endoplasmic reticulum lumen. Lineage: Eukaryota; Metazoa; Arthropoda; Insecta; Diptera; Culicidae. Gene Ontology annotation, biological process: response to endoplasmic reticulum stress. Gene Ontology annotation, molecular function: protein disulfide isomerase activity; protein-disulfide reductase activity. Bases 237 to 1544 code for a protein of 435 amino acids. The record is from RefSeq and is a predicted model, not a curated record. The transcript is spliced from 2 exons.
AAUUCACCCCAUUUCACAACCACCACCGCCGAACCAAUCCCGUUCUACCAGGUCAGUUUUGACAGCGAACGGACGUGGACCUCAGUAGGCGCGUCUUUCCUCAGAAAUCUUCAAGAAAAGGGCCCGGAAUCUUCGUCCAGCAAGCAAGAGUGAAAACCGGUUGACCGGCGCGAAAACAGGUACUUCCUUUCGGCAAAACGCACACACACACUCCAGAAGACUGAUUAGAGCAAAAAAUGAAGACGUGGUGCGUUUCGGCACUGUUGGCGGUGGCCACCCUGGCCGGUUCCGGCUGGGCCAUGUACUCGCCCUCGGACAACGUGGUGGAGCUAACGGACGGCAACUUUGAGCGGUUGGUGGUGAAGAGCGACGAGGUGUGGGUGGUGGAGUUUUACGCCCCGUGGUGCGGCCACUGCCAGCAACUGGCGCCGGAGUACAAGAAGGCGGCCUCGGCGCUGAAGGGGGUGGUGAAGGUGGGGGGAGUGAACUGUGACGAGCAGAAGAGCGUUUGUGGGCAGUAUGGGGUGCGGGGGUUCCCGACGAUCAAGAUCUUCGGGGGGAACAAGCGCUCGCCGGUGGAUUAUAACGGGCAGCGGGCGGCCAAGGAGAUUGCGGAGUCGGCGCUGGCUGAGGUAAAGAAGAAGGUCAAGAGCAUUUUGGGGGGUGGGGGUGGUGGUGGUUCGGACGGUGGAAGUUCCGACUCGAAGGACGUCGUCGAGCUGACCGAUGCCAACUUUGACAAACUGGUGCUGAACAGCGAGGACAUCUGGCUGGUGGAGUUCUACGCGCCGUGGUGCGGUCACUGCAAGAACCUGGCACCGCACUGGGCCAAGGCCGCUUCGGAGCUGAAGGGCAAGGUCAAGCUGGGUGCGCUGGACUCGACGGUUCACACGAUUAAGGCUCAACAGUUUGGAAUCCAGGGCUAUCCGACGAUCAAGUUCUUCCCGGGAGGUCCGAAGGAUCGCGACACGGCCCAGGAUUACGACGGCGGACGCACCUCGGCCGACAUUGUCAACUGGGCGCUGGAGAAGUUCAGCGAAAACAUCCCCGCGCCGGAGAUCGUCCAGCUGACUUCGGAAGAGGUCACCAAGAAGAUCUGCCAGGAGAAGCCACUUUGCGUGAUUUCGGUUCUGCCGCACAUUCUGGACUGCGACGCCGCUUGCCGUAACAAGUUCCUCGCGACCCUCGCCAAGAUGGGUGAAAAGUACAAGAAGAAGCUGUGGGGCUGGCUGUGGACCGAGGGCGGCGCUCAGCCGGAGAUCGAGGCCACGCUGGACAUCGGAGGCUUCGGCUACCCGGCGAUGGCCGUCGUCAACGUGAAGAAGAUGAAGUACUCACUGCUGCGUGGAUCGUUCUCCGAGGAAGGCAUCAACGAGUUCCUGCGGGAUCUGUCGUACGGCCGGGGUCACACCGCACCGAUCAAGGGCGCCGAACUGCCCAAGAUCCACACGAUCGAAGCCUGGGACGGCAAGGACGGCCAGCUGCCCGAGGAGGAAGACAUCGAUCUGUCCGACGUCGACUUGGACGAGAAGGACGAACUGUAGA